AUGCAAUGUGUAUUAUGCAAGAAACGUCACUUAUUAUUCAAAUGUGAGGAUUUUAAAAAACUAACAGUGAAGGAGAGAAUAUCGCGAGCAAAUCAAUUAAAUGUAUGUACUAAUUGCUUAAAUACAAAUCACCAUAUUGAUAAUUGCCCAGCUUCAUUUCGUUGCGUAGUUUGCCACGAAAAACAUAAUACCCUGUUGCAUUGCGAAGAGCCAUCGAAAAAACCCUCAAAUGAUGCUGUACCUAGCACAUCAUUUUUUAGUAAUGAAAUUAAAUCACACGUCUUACUUUCGACAGCGGUCAUAUCAGCAUUGAAUAAGAACGGCGCUUGGGUUCCAGCUAGAAUCUUGUUGGAUAGCGGUUCACAAUCUAAUUUUAUAACGCAGGAAUUUUCAAAAAAACUUUCUUUAAAAUCACAACCGAUAAAGAUGUCCGUUUCAGAAAUUUCAAUUUUAAAUAACAAUGUAGAAAAAUUUUGGGAAUUAGAGAAAGUUGAAAAUGCAAAUUGUUUUAGUGAUUGUGAAUUAGAAUGUGAACGUCAUUUUGUGGCACAUACUAAUAGAAAUUUUGACGGACGAUUUGUCGUUCGAAUACCUUUUAAAUAUAAUAAAAUUGAAUUAGGAAAUUCGAAACAAAUUGCAUUGAAACGAUUCGCUCUUCUCGAAAAACGUUUUAAGGCUAAUACAGAAUUGUUCAAAGAAUAUAAAAACUUCAUAGAUGAAUACCUAAAAUUAGGUCAUAUGCGAGAGGUUAAUGAAUUUCGAGAACCAACAAACGCUUAUUAUUUGCCUCAUCAUCCGGUGAUUAAAAAGGAAAGCUUAACCACCAAGCUGAGGGUGGUAUUUGACGCCUCAUGUGAGACAAGUAACGGUCGGUCACUCAAUGACUUACAAGCAGUAGGGCCGACGAUACAAAAGGAUAUCUUUUCCAUUCUCUUAAGAUUUAGACGGCACAAGUACGCUUUGACAGCUGAUAUCGAAAAGAUGUAUCGGCAAGUUAUAAUUCACAAGGAUGAUAGGAAGUUUCAGAGAAUAUUUUGGCGCGAUAAUUCUAAUGAUUCUAUAAAAUGUUUCGAAUUAAAUACGGUAACGUACGGUACAGCAUCUGCUCCAUUUUUGGCCAUAAGAUGUCUUGAACAAUUGUGCAAGGAAAAUUAUGAAACUUACCCCAUUGAAUGUGAAAUAAUUAGAAAGGAUUUCUAUGUAGAUGAUCUAAUUACCGGAGCAGAUACUCUACCGCAGUUAAAAACUAUAAAGCAAAAUUUAUUAAAAAUUUUGAAUCAAGCCAAGUUUAAUCUACGAAAAUUUAAUAGCAAUCACGUAGCCUUUCAAAGUGAAGAUUAUAUCGUAAAUUUCAGCGAGAAACAAAUUAAAACUUUAGGGAUGGUAUGGAAUUCGUACUCUGAUAAAUUUGCAUAUACAACAGACAGCAUCACUAUAAGUAAUAAAAUCAGUAAGAGGACAAUAUUAGCCACUACGGCUCAAAUUUAUGAUCCAUUAGGCCUGUUAGCGCCAGUAGUUAUAAUUCCAAAAUUAAUCAUGCAAGAGUUAUGGAAGUGCAAAUUAUCAUGGGACGAAGAAACAUAUGUAUUUGCACCAUCCUAUCAUUUGUGA
Ctenocephalides felis (cat flea) is the source of this 1611-nucleotide messenger RNA. RefSeq lists its product as uncharacterized. Bases 1 to 1611 code for a protein of 536 amino acids. NCBI's taxonomy places the organism in Eukaryota, Metazoa, Arthropoda, Insecta, Siphonaptera, Pulicidae. The transcript is spliced from 3 exons. The record is from RefSeq and is a predicted model, not a curated record.